Messenger RNA from Glycine soja, 2690 nucleotides. RefSeq names its product two-component response regulator-like PRR95. Gene Ontology annotation, biological process: phosphorelay signal transduction system; cytokinin-activated signaling pathway. Gene Ontology annotation, molecular function: protein binding. The transcript is spliced from 9 exons. The record is from RefSeq and is a predicted model, not a curated record. NCBI's taxonomy places the organism in Eukaryota, Viridiplantae, Streptophyta, Magnoliopsida, Fabales, Fabaceae. The coding region runs from base 194 to 2362 and encodes 722 amino acids.
GCCACGUCAUGACGAGAGUAGCGAUGAUCUAGUGAGGAGAUUUUGGUGGGAAGAUAUUUUCGACGAUUUUCGCGGUUGUGGGCGAAAGCUGGUUGCCAGCGAUAGUGAAUCAGAAUCGUAAGCUCGACAAAGAAGCAAGCAAGGUUAUUAUUCUUUGUGGUUGCGGAACGAAGCAUGCUGUUGCUGUUCGAGAAUGGAUGAGUUGAACGGCGCCAUGACGACGGAGAAUAGCAAUGCGGAGGUGGUUCGAUGGGAGAGGUUUCUGCCGCGGAUGGUGCUCAGAGUGCUGCUUGUAGAAGCUGAUCAUUCCACGCGCCAAAUCAUCGCCGCGCUUCUUCGCAAAUGCAGUUACACAGUUAUUGCGGUUCCAGAUGGAUUAAAGGCAUGGGAAACGUUGAAGAAGAAGGCACCUGAGCUAGAUCUCAUAUUAACAGAAGUGGAGCUACCAGCAAUAUCUGGAUUUGCACUUCUUUCUUUGAUCAUGGAGCAUGACAUUUGUAAAAACAUUCCAGUCAUAAUGAUGUCUUCUCAUGAUUCGGUUAGCAUGGCAUUGAAAUGCAUGUUAAAAGGGGCAGUUGAUUUUCUUAUAAAACCCAUUCGGAAGAAUGAGCUUAGGAACUUGUGGCAACAUGUAUGGAGAAGGCACGCUAUUAGCACUCCUACUCAAAAUACAACCUUUUCACCGAAAAAACUUAAAACUGCCUCAGAAGACAAUUCUGCAAGCAAUAAAUCUAGUGGUUCUGUGGCUUCCUCAAAGAAAAACAACGAAUGCAGCGAGAGAUUAAGUGAGGCUCAAAGCACUUGUACAUCACCAAUUUUCGAAGCUGAGAGUACAUGCGUGGAAAAUAUGCAGGAUGUGCCCCAGUAUGUACAUUGCCAAGUUAUGCAAACUCUUGUGCAGAGCACUUGUACAUCCCCUAUUUUUGAAGCCAAGAGUACAUAUGUGGAAAAUAUGCAGGAUGUGCCCCCGCUGAAAAGUUCUAAACUGAACAAAAUUGAUAUGGUGAAGCACGAAAAGUUUGCCCAAUUUGAAAGGGAAUCAGCUGAGCAUAAUGAUGAAACAGAAGAUAAAUCAGUUACAAUUGUAUCAGAUGCUGCAAGGUGCGACAAAACUUCUGAAUUAACAGAGUUAAGGCCAGAACAAGACUGUGGUGUUGCUGAACCUGAAACUGAAAACGAGGAUGAAAUCUUAAAAUCUGAGUUAGACGGAGACAAUUCUCAUGUUAGUAUGAUGCAAGGAUGCAGUGCUGAGCGGGUGAAACCUUCUAAAGGAGCUAUUGACUUGAUUGCCACAGUUGGAAAUCUUCCAAAGCACCUUGAUGAAAACUGUAGUCUCAAUGGUGGUAAUACAACCAAGUUUGAUUGUGAAACGCAAUUGGAACUUUCCUUAAGAAGUGAUUUUCCUGGCAGCUCAGGUAAUCAAGCAAGUGAAGCAACUGAGGAAUCUCAAAGAUUGAACCAUUCAAAUACUUCUGCCUUUUCUUGGUAUAGUAAUAGUAAAUUGUUGCAGCCUCAUUUUUCAACACCAUCGAUUACAUUUCCUGAAGUAAACAACCUCAGUUGGGAUUCUCAUGAAUCCCAUAAAUUAUCUGGAAUUACUUCUGGAAAUUGUCAGUAUGGUGGCUCAAAUCAGAACCUGGAGAAUAUGAUCGGUACAGUCAUUUGUCAGUAUGGACAAGUUACACCAAAAUUAUCAAACAGUCAAUGUGGACUCUUACCUGUUUCUGGGGUUAUCUCCGACCUUAAGUCUGAGGGACAUGGUAAUGUUUUCACUUCUUUGUUCUAUGCACAAUCUGGUAUUCACCCUAUGUCGAGUCCAAAACCUGUCUGCCAGAAUGAGAGUUCUCCCUUUCCCACAAGUACCUCCACCCAGUCUAAUCCUGAAAGCCACAACUCAGAUCAACUACAUGACUGCUCCAAUGAUUCUACUUGUCUUAAUCAAAAUGUAAAGGAUAAUACUGAUUCAGAUCACGCAAGGCAUGAUUCUCCUGUUGCUGAUCAGAGUGCUGGUAAUAGUUUAUGCCAUGAUGCUGCAAAUCAUGUUAAUAGUAGUGCAUAUGGAAGCAUGGACAGUGGAAAUGAUGGAAUUACUACUUCAGCUAUAGUAUCCAAGAACGCCCCAGAUGGUUUCAGUGAUAGUGGUUGUCAUAAUUAUGAUGGAUUUAGAGUGACAGAUCCUCAUCGCUCCAGUCAAAGAGAAGCAGUGCUAGUGAAGUUUCGACUGAAGCGGAAAGAGAGAUGCUUCGAGAAAAAGGUUCGAUAUCAAAGCCGGAAAAGACUGGCAGAGCAGCGGCCUCGGGUGAAGGGGCAGUUUGUACGUCAACAUGAUCAUCCUGUCGCUGAGGCUGGUGGUGAUUCGUGAACUUUGUUCUUUUUAGGUUUCGUGUAGUAUUAAAUUACAGCUGACUGUAACACUGAUUGUGUCAACAAGGAUUAGCUGUAGGGUGGUGUCUGUGUAUGUGUUGUUGGAAUCUGUUUAUCCAUUAGGCAAAAGAAGAGUAGGCCAGUAGGGAGAUUUAUAUUUGGACUGCCACUUACAAAUUUAGGAUUGCAAUUAUUUAGUGGGUUUGGUUUGGAUUUUACCUGUGUAUAUGUUUUCUUGGUUGAAUACUAAUAUGGGUCUGUAAAAAAUCCCCUCUAGAACCUCUGGUUUUGCAAUUGAGUGAUCUUUCUUUGCAUUCGGCAUUUUA